This is a messenger RNA of Neofelis nebulosa (Clouded leopard), 845 nucleotides long. It is a transcript of the gene ZNF706, whose product is annotated as zinc finger protein 706. The coding region runs from base 295 to 525 and encodes 76 amino acids. Lineage: Eukaryota; Metazoa; Chordata; Mammalia; Carnivora; Felidae. The transcript is spliced from 4 exons. The record is from RefSeq and is a predicted model, not a curated record.
CGGCGGCGGGGUCGCCGCGGGUCGCGAGGGGCCGCCGGCCUCCCCGUCUCCCAGGCGGCGGCCCGUCCUGUCCCAGCGCGGGCCGCGGGCAGGAGGGAGAGCUCGGGCGCCUGCCAGGCCCUGCAGGUGGCCGGGUUGCAGGCCGCGGAGCGGAGCGGUAACCUUACCCCUUGGCGACAGCAGCUGGUCGGUUUCUCGAGGCCCGGGCUCCCCGUGGCCGAAGGGGCCGGGUUUGGGGCGGCCAAAGCCUCGGGGAGGCGCGUCUCGGGCCGGAAUCUGUGCGGAGUGGCGGAUAUGGCUCGUGGACAGCAGAAGAUUCAGUCGCAGCAGAAAAAUGCCAAAAAGCAAGCUGGACAAAAGAAGAAACAAGGACAUGACCAAAAGGCUGCUGCCAAAGCUGCCUUAAUAUAUACCUGCACUGUCUGUAGGACACAAAUGCCAGACCCUAAGACCUUCAAGCAGCACUUUGAAAGCAAGCAUCCUAAGACUCCACUUCCUCCAGAAUUGGCUGAUGUUCAGGCAUAAAGUUGUUUACAGGUGAAUUCACGACACCUUUGGCUCUUCUACUGUCUCAGACCUUAGGUAACAAACCUGCAGCUGCUUUUCUAACAAACUGUUGAUCAGCAAAAAUAAAGGGGCUACAGAAACACUCAUUUUUAUGCUGUUCCCUUUUGGGCUUCAUGCAAAGACAAUUCUGUGUAAAUGUACAGUUGACUCUGAUUUGGAAAUCUGAAAAUCAGUCCAUCCUUGUUAUAAAAAAUUUUUUUACAAUUGUAAUUAUAUUGAUGUUCAUAUUGUGUAAAAUAACUCAUUUAAUAAAGUAGUACUUUGAUUUUACAACAUCA